Molecule: messenger RNA, 4320 nt
Organism: Syngnathus typhle (broad-nosed pipefish)
Lineage: Eukaryota; Metazoa; Chordata; Actinopteri; Syngnathiformes; Syngnathidae
Gene: grin3ba
Product: glutamate receptor, ionotropic, N-methyl-D-aspartate 3Ba
Exons: 13
Coding region: 1-4074 (1357 amino acids)
Biological process (GO): monoatomic ion transport; modulation of chemical synaptic transmission; ionotropic glutamate receptor signaling pathway
Cellular component (GO): plasma membrane; postsynaptic membrane
Molecular function (GO): NMDA glutamate receptor activity; transmitter-gated monoatomic ion channel activity involved in regulation of postsynaptic membrane potential
Source: RefSeq, a predicted model, not a curated record
AUGGUGCCCCUCUCCGGACCCUGGACCCACCGCCUCGCCGCCGGGGGACCCCCGCGCCUCCUCCUCCUCUUCCUUGCGCUGCUGCUGCUCGGCGCCCUCUCGUCGCAGGAGCCGUGCACACUGCCACCGCCGUCGUGCCACAUCCUCGCCCGGAUCGGACACAGCGUGCGCCUCGGCGCGCUGCUGCCCGCCCGCCAGCCGGCCCGGAUACAGAACGCGCUCAACCGCGCCCUAGCUAGCCUCCGGCACCAGAACGCCGCCGCAGCUGCAACCACCUCGGACUCCACCGCCACCUCCAGCACCCCGGGCAGCGGCAACCCGGCUCGGAGCCUCCCGCUGCUGCCCUACAACCUGAGCCUGGAAGUGCUGGCUCGCUCCCCGGCCGGAUGGGACCCUGCGUCGCUGUCCCGCUGCGCCUGCCAGGAGCUGGUGGUGCGCGGGGUGAGCGCCGUGCUCGCCUUUCCGCGCUCCAGCGAGGAGCUCGUCCAGGUGGAGUUCCUCUCCUCUUUCCUGGAGACCCCCUUCAUCUCCAUCCUGGAGGACACGGAGCCCCUGGUCACUAAGGUGUGUCAGAACCUGAAAUUAUAUCAGGAUGGCCAGAGGAAGGCUCUCAGGAGUGACGAUUUACAUCGUCACCACUCGCCUCCUGAAAACCGCAGUCCAACUCCGGGUCACGACACCACCAACGCCUUCCACCUGCAGAUGUCGGCCCGCGUGCCUCCGUCGUCACUGGGAAGCCUGCUGCUCGCCGUCCUGCAGGCGGGCAACGGGGACCACGGCGAUGCCGGGGAGGAAGGCGGCUGGCGAGGCGCGGCCGUGCUUUGCCCCGGUUGGGAGGAAGGCAGCGACGGUCUGCUGUCCCACCUGCAGAGCCACAGCGGGGCCGCCUGGCACCUGUGGAACGUGGUCAACCUGACCCACGUCUCCAACGCCGCUGGCGAGGAGAGGCGGGAGGACCAGAGGGAAGAAGAGGUCCUGCGAAUCCUCUCCACACGUUUACUCCGGGCCGCCUCGCCCGUCUCCAACGUCCUCCUGCUGGGCUCGGACCCCGAGUGCCUCUCUUCGGUGCUUCGGGUAGCCCAGCGGCUCGCCCCGUCGUUGCCGGCCCUGCAGUGGAUCAUGGGCUACCCGCUGUCGCCGGACUCCCUGCAUACUUUGGGGGGCCCCCUGGGACUUCUGGCCUAUGGGGAAGUGGGGCGCAAGCCCAUCAGCUUCUACAUUCGCGAUGCGCUGCAGCUGAUUGGCCGAGCCAUCACGGUGGCAGCCGCGGCCAGGCCCGACUUGGCGCUGAUACAGAACAUGGUCAACUGUUACGAUAAAGCCACGCGACGGGAACCGCCUUCUUCGGGACGAUAUCUGUCCAGGUUUUUCUCCAACACCUCCUUCACUGGUGCCACAGGCCUGAUCCAGGUGGACGGCGACCUCUCCAGAGUUCUUUCCUCACAGCUCUUCCAUGUCUGGAGCCUUAAGAGGGGCGCCUUGGGCCAGCCGGCCUGGGUGACUGUCGGUCAGUGGUCCCGAGGCAGGUUGGAGUUGGAAGGCGGUGUCCAGGGGCUGGUGGGAGGCUUCAGCAGCAGCCAGGGUCAAGGCCUCGGCGCCGGGGUGAGGGGAAGUGACGGUCAAGGGGAUUUUAACCCCGGGGGACGCUGGAGGCCCGGGCUGUCUGUGGAGGGGCAUCGUCUGCAGGUGGUCACCCUGGUGGAACACCCGUUUGUGUUCACCCGCGAGGUGGACGAGGACGGGUUGUGUCCUGCAGGACAGCUCUGUCUGGACCCCAGGACCAACAGGUCGGAUGUGAUACAAGGACUGUUCAACCAGUUGCAUAACCCGAACGCAUCAGCAGCAGAUUGGGAAGGCAGUGGCCUUCCGGAGGAUCUGCGUAAGUGCUGCUACGGCUACUGCAUCGACCUGCUGGAGAAGCUGGCGGAGGACAUGGGCUUUACCUUUGACCUCUACAUUGUCGGGGACGGGAAGUACGGGGCCACGAGCGGCGGCGGCCGCUGGACGGGCCUGGUGGGCGACCUGAGGAGCGGCACGGCGGACAUGGCGGUCACCUCGUUUUCCAUCAACUCGGCCAGGAGCAGAGUCAUAGACUUCACUUCGCCCUUCUACUCCACCAGCCUGGGCAUCCUGGUGCGUAGUCAGGACACCGCCGCCCCCAUCGGCGCCUUCAUGUGGCCCCUGCAUUGGUCCAUGUGGGUGGGCAUCUUCGUCACGCUGCACCUCACCGCCCUCUUCCUCACCCUGUACGAGUGGAACAGCCCCUUCGGCAUGACCCCACACGGGCGCAACAGGGUUCGCGUCUUCUCCUACUCCUCCGCCCUCAACCUGUGCUACGCCAUCUUGUUUGGCCGCACCGUGGCCACCAAGACCCCUAAAUGCUGGACGGGCCGCUUCCUGAUGAACCUGUGGGCCAUCUUCUGCCUGCUGGUGCUCUCCAGCUACACGGCCAACCUGGCCGCCGUCAUGGUGGGCGAAAAGACCUUCGAGCAGGUGUCGGGAAUCCACGACGACAAGCUGCACCAUCCGUCGCUGGGGUUCCGGUUCGGCACAGUGCGGGAAAGCAGCGCCGAGGAUUACAUGAAGAAGAGCUUUCCCGAAAUGCACGACUACAUGCGGCGCUUCAACCAGCCCACCACCCCUGAGGGCGUGCGUAUGCUCAAGACGGAUCCUCCCAGUCUGGAUGCCUUCAUCAUGGACAAAGCCCUGCUAGAUUUCGAGGUGUCCAUCGACGCAGACUGUAAGCUGCUGACGGUGGGCAAGCCGUUCGCCAUUGAAGGCUACGGCAUCGGCCUGCCGCAAGGUUCACCUCUGACCCGCAACGUGUCCGAGUUCGUCAGCCGCUACAAGUCAGACGGCUUCAUGGACAUGCUGCACGACAAAUGGUACAAAGUGGUGCCCUGCGGGAAGCGCGUCUUUGCCGUCACUGAGACGCUCCAGAUGGGCAUCCAGCACUUCUCGGGCCUGUUUGUGCUGCUGUGCAUGGGGGUGGGCGGCGCCUUGCUGACCUUGGCGGGCGAGCACACCUUUUAUCACCUGGUCAUCCCGCGCCUCCGUAACAGACACACGCUGCAGUACUGGCUACACACCAGCCAGAAAAUUCACCGAGCUCUCCACACGGCGUAUGAGGAAGAAGGCAAAGAGCUGACGGGUCUUGAGCAAAGCGCCUCUUCUUGCAUCUCGGACAACUGCAGCCUGCAUAGAAAGCAGCAUCAGCAGGCUCCCCCGCCGUCUCCCCCCAAAUCCCUCCCCGCCUCCAGCGGCAGCUCCUCGUCGCCGUCCCACGAGCCCAAGGAAAAGCGGGUGCACUUUGACCUGGACACCCUCCACAGCUACCGGCUGCGCACCCACACCGCCUCAGUGCGGGGACGCCCCGGCAUGGUGGGCCGGCCCGGGUUGGGCCUCGGCGGUUUGGGUCUCCCCAGCCUGGGGAAUUUGGGCCUCCAAGCCAACGGGGGUCCCGUCUCGGCGCUGGCAUCUGCGGGUUUGGUACUCUCUCCUUUGGGGGGGAGGGGCGGACAGACCAGCCUGUGGGAAGGGGAGCUGCAGGAGCUCCAGGAGAAGAUCGAGAUCUUUCGAAACCAGCUGAGGGAGGCGCUGGCCAGGAGGGCGGAGAUCCAGACCAGCUUGGAGCGGGAACGCAGCGGAGCGGUACGUCGGGACACUAGCCUGGAGCGGGAGCGGGACCGGCUGCAGGUCCAAACUAUCAGCACAGACAAAAGCAGCGCCCCUCAGCCCGACAGAACCGGACAGACUCUCAACAACCAGCCUCAGCAGGUCAUUCCCGGGAACCUCGCGCUCGGGAAAAUCGGCCCGCUGAACACUAUCGACAGCCUGGACCGAGGCCGAGCCCCCCAGCUACGUUCGGUUCCCCUCCCGACGGAAGAUCGCACCGGCCAGUCGCGUGCCGCUUCUUCCGCCAGUUUGGACCGAAGUCGGUUCGGCCAGCACGGCACCGCGCAAUUGGCCCGGAACACUCUGAGCCUCGACCGGCAGAAGGCGAGCCUGACGCGCGUUCUCAGCACUUUGGACAGGACAAGAUCCAGCCAUUCAGACGCAGGGGGCGGGGCUUGAGAUCAGUUGAGGUCGUCUCCGCCAGAGAAAACGUACAUAGCCGCGGGAAGUCAGGCACGAUUAAUUAAAAAUAUUAACAGCGGACUCAUUUCUACAUUUUAUUUGUAAAGAUGUUUCGAUGCUGUUCAACGUAAUACAGUAUUGUCAUUCAGCUCUGCAUUUGUCCGCUAGAGGGCGCUCUUGCCCUUCUUCCCGCAGCUAUGGAGACCUUUUAAAGUGACUGAGGACAAUGGAGAAGCAAUCUAU